GAGUUAAUCCUUUAGUGGUGUGGUGUUUUUUUAUAUAUUUAUUUAUGCAUCGUGUAUUGGAAACAUUGGAUCUAAAGUGAAGGGUCUCAAAAUAUAUCAAAAUGAGUAAGCCGGAAAGCAACGCGUUUUCAAAUGAAGGCUUUAGCAAUGCAGGAGACGAUCCACCGAAGAAAAAGGACGAUGUGGAGGUUGAUGAAGAACCUGAGCGUGCAAUGUGGGGAAAUCAGAUUGAGUUCCUCAUGUCGUGCAUUGCCACAUCUGUGGGUCUGGGAAACGUUUGGCGGUUUCCCUUCGUUGCUUACCAGAAUGGCGGAGGCGCCUUCCUCAUCCCAUACAUCAUUGUACUCAUCUUAGUGGGAAAACCGAUGUACUACUUGGAAGCCGUUUUGGGACAAUUCAGCUCGAGAAAUUCUGUGAAGAUUUGGUCUAUGUCACCCGCUAUGAAAGGUACGGGGUACGCUCAAGCUCUGGGAUGUGGUUACAUUCUCUCGUAUUACGUGUCCAUCAUCGCUUUGUGUUUGUAUUAUUUAUCCAUGAGCUUCCAAUCUACACUUCCUUGGGCUGUGUGUGAUCCGGCCUGGGAAAACUGUGUGCCGUCAGGUCAAACGGAGAAUUUCGACCACACUCUCAAUGGUACAAGUAGCGCUGAGCUAUACUUUACGCGUACAGUUCUUCAGCAGAGUGAUGGCAUUGAAGGAGGUCUCGGUUUACCCAUUUGGUAUUUAACUUUGUGUCUGCUUGCGUCGUGGUUUGUCAUUUUCGUCAUCGUAUCACGCGGUGUGAAGAGUUCAGGAAAAGCUUCGUACUUCCUUGCGCUGUUCCCCUACGUCAUCAUGAUCAUCUUGCUCAUCACCACAUUACUUUUGCCAGGUUCUGGCAAUGGUAUAUUAUACUUCAUCACUCCACAAUGGGAUAAGCUGUUGGAGUUGAAUGUAUGGUAUUCAGCGGUUACGCAAGUGUUCUUCUCAUUGUCAGUAUGUACUGGAGCUAUUAUCAUGUUCUCCUCAUACAACGGCUUCAAACAAAACGUAUACAGGGACGCCAUGAUUGUAACCACCUUGGACACAUUCACGAGUUUGCUAUCUGGUAUUACAAUCUUUGGUAUCCUGGGCAACUUGGCGUAUGUUCUAGAAAGAGAAGUUAAAGAUGUUGUCGGUUCAGGCGGUACUGGUCUCGCCUUCGUAUCUUACCCCGAUGCUAUUGCUAAGACUUUCCAACCACAGUUAUUCUCCGUAUUGUUCUUCGUUAUGAUGCUGGUACUCGGAGUAGGAUCUGCGGUAGCUCUGCUAUCAACGAUCAACACAGUACUAAUGGACUCCUUCCCACGAGUGCGCACAAUCUACAUGUCUGCUUUCUGUUGUACCAGUGGAUUUGCUAUUGGACUUGUUUAUGUUACCCCGGGUGGUCAAUACAUUUUGGAACUUGUUGAUUACUACGGUGGUACUUUCCUUGUUCUGUUCUGUGCUAUUACGGAAAUCGUUGGAGUGUUUUGGAUUUACGGUUUAGAAAACGUUUGCUUAGAUAUUGAAUAUAUGCUUGGAAUUAAAACAUCGAUCUACUGGCGGUUCUGCUGGGGUAUUGUCGCUCCUGCUAUUCUCAUCACUGUAUUUAUUUAUGCAUUACAAUCAUUUGAAGCGCUCGUUUUCGGUUGUUGUUACUAUUAUCCUACAGCCGGAUAUGUCUCGGGCUACAUGAUGCUCAUCGUCGGUGUACUGUUUGUACCUAUAUUUAUGUUUAUCGCAUUGUACAAAUACAAAACUGGAAACUUUGUUCAGACUCUGAAGCAUUCAUUCAGUCCAAAGUCCAGUUGGGGUCCGCGUGCAGCAAGUGAGAAACAAGGAUGGUCUCAAUUUAAAGAAGACGCCAAAUCCGCCAGGCGCGAACAGAAGACGUCGUGGGGUCGUCACAUUUGGCUCAGUUUAACGGGGGGAUAUAAAAGACCCUUUUAAUUACGUCCAACACCAAAUAGUACAAAACAUUGUUUAUAGAAAUAGAUAGGUACGCUAAUAUUAAUUAAUUGUAGAUAUAAUUAUAUAAUGUAUAGAAACGUAGUGUUAGGUACUAACAUAGUAACUAUAAACAAUUUAGUAAAAUGUGUUACUUGAGUAUUACUAUAUAAAUUUUUGUUCAAAUGUACCUCUCAUCGUUACCAAAAUCUCGCCAAAAGUAACUAGCUAGAUAAUUUAAUUUUCUUUAUUUAUUUAUCCUAAAUACUUUAUCAUGCCUUUAAUUGGUUUUGCGUAAAAAACUUCUUAGCAGUCGGGAACUACCUUAUUGGUAUCAUAAAUAUCAUAAUGUCCUAACUCCUAACGUAACAUAUCGUUUCCUAAAAAACCUAAGUCAGUGAAAACAAUAACUAUCCUAUUUUGUAUAUUUAAAUAAUUUUCAUAAAGCAUGCAGUUAUGAUGCUUUAACUAAAGUUGGUUCGUAGGUGUAUAUUAUGUUAGGUAUAAUAUUAAAAGUAUAGUAGGUAUAGUUAUGACAUUGUUAAGAUACAUGUAUUUAUUUGUACAAAUUGAUAUUACUGAAAUGUGAUAUAAAAAUAUUUUAAUAAAAUUAAAGCAUACAUGACUAUUUAUGCUAUGAUAGAAACGCUUAUGAAUAGAAGUUGUAACAUACACAUUAAAACUUGUAGAUAUUCAAAGGUUUUUGUAUUGUGAAGAAACACGGAACAGGAAUUUUCUGUUCGGUGUGCCGUGUGAGGUACCUACCUACGAUAAAAAUAAACAGUAAGGUUGUGUAAUUUAUUUCAAGUAGAUUAUUCUUUAUGUACCUAUAUGUAUAUGUUACCGGAAAUGUAUG
This is a messenger RNA of Colias croceus (clouded yellow), 2802 nucleotides long. RefSeq names its product sodium-dependent nutrient amino acid transporter 1-like. Gene Ontology annotation, cellular component: membrane. The coding region runs from base 102 to 1949 and encodes 615 amino acids. The record is from RefSeq and is a predicted model, not a curated record. Lineage: Eukaryota; Metazoa; Arthropoda; Insecta; Lepidoptera; Pieridae. Gene Ontology annotation, biological process: sodium ion transmembrane transport. The transcript has 14 exons. Gene Ontology annotation, molecular function: L-amino acid transmembrane transporter activity.